AUGGCGUCACGUCCUACCGUCGUCCUCAUCCCGAGAUGGGGAUCCGGCCACUUCAUGUCCGCGCUCGAAGCCGGCAAGAAGCUGCUGGCCACCGGCGAUGGCGCCUUCUCCCUGACUGUGCUCGUCAUGCACGCACCGACGCAAGAGAAGGCGUCCGAGGUCGAGGGCCACGUGCGCCGCGAGGCGGCUUCGGGUCUCGACAUCCGCUUCAUCCAGCUCCCCGCCGUCGAGCACCCCACCGACUGGGUCGAUCAAGUGGAAUUCGUGUUCCGGUACGUCCAGCUCCACGCGCCACACGUUAAGACGGCCAUCGACGGCCUGGCUCCGUCGUCCCGGGUGGUCGCCGUCGUCGUCGACUUCUUCUUAACGGCCCUGUUCGACGUGGCCCAGGAGCUCAGCGUGCCGGCGUACGUGUACUUUACCUCCCCCGCCGCGUUCCUCGCGCUCAUGCUGCGCCAGAACUACGACACUUUCGAGUACCACGGAUGCCGCUUCAUGGAAGCUAGGGGCGUCAUCGUGAACACCACCGUCGAGCUCGAGGCCUCGGUCCUCUCCGCAAUCGCUGACGGCCGAUGCGUGCCCGGGCGCCCGGCUCCGGCGCUCCACGCGAUCGGCCCCGUGAUCUGGUUCGAACCCAAAGACGACGACCAACACCGGCACGAGUGCGUGCGGUGGCUCGACGCCCAGCCGCCAGCGUCAGUGGUGCUCCUCUGCUUCGGAAGCAUGGGGUCACACGACGCGGCGCAGGUGAGAGAGAUCGCCGCGGGCCUAGAGCGCAGCGGCCACCGCUUCUUGUGGGUGCUGCGAGGCUCACCCGUCGCAGGUACACGUCACCCGACGGACGCGAACCUGGACGAGCUGCUCCCGCAGGGGUUCCUGGAGGCGACGGCGGGGAGGGGGCUGGUGUGGCCGGCGUGGGCGCCGCAGAGGGAGAUACUGUCACACGCCGCCGUGGGCGGCUUCGUGACGCACUGCGGCUGGAACUCCGUCCUGGAGAGCCUGUGGUUCGGCGUGCCGAUGGUGCCAUGGCCGCUGUACGGGGAGCAGCACCUGAAUGCGUUCGAGCUCGUGGCGAGCGUGGGCGUGGCGGUCGCGCUGGAGAUGGACCGGAAGAAGGGGUUCUUCGUGGAGGCGGCGGAGCUGGAGCGCGCGGUGCGGAGCCUGAUGGACGGCGGGUCGGAGGAGGGAAGGAAGGCGAGGGCGAAGGCAUCGGAGACGAGCGCCGAGUUCAGGAGGGUCGUCGGGGAUGGCGGCUCGUCGUGCACCGCGCUGCAGAGGCUGGUGAGUGAGAUUUUGGAUUUGCCGGACGGAAGGAGAUGACUCGGCAAAAAAAUGGAUUCUUUUUGUUCAGUUGUGCUAUCCGAAUCAUCCGAUGCGCUAUUUUGAUAAGAACUUCAGGUGUACUUGGCAAGAACAAUCACGAUUCUCUGUCUGUGUGCAGUGUCAGUCUACAAGUGUUAACUGUGCUGUCGUUUUUACUUGGAGAAAUCUUGCCAGA
This is a messenger RNA of Lolium rigidum, 1498 nucleotides long. Its product is annotated as anthocyanidin 3-O-glucosyltransferase 2-like. Lineage: Eukaryota; Viridiplantae; Streptophyta; Magnoliopsida; Poales; Poaceae. Gene Ontology annotation, molecular function: UDP-glycosyltransferase activity. Bases 1 to 1320 code for a protein of 439 amino acids. The transcript has a single exon. The record is from RefSeq and is a predicted model, not a curated record.